Messenger RNA from Abrus precatorius (Indian licorice), 2615 nucleotides. Its product is annotated as casein kinase 1-like protein HD16. The coding region runs from base 222 to 2267 and encodes 681 amino acids. The record is from RefSeq and is a predicted model, not a curated record. The transcript has 16 exons. Gene Ontology annotation, molecular function: protein serine/threonine kinase activity; ATP binding. Gene Ontology annotation, biological process: signal transduction; peptidyl-serine phosphorylation; endocytosis. Lineage: Eukaryota; Viridiplantae; Streptophyta; Magnoliopsida; Fabales; Fabaceae. Gene Ontology annotation, cellular component: nucleus; cytoplasm.
GGUGGGGUCACAAAAAAUGUAAAAUUGUUUUCAUCUUUGGAUUAUUCAUUUUUCAAUUAUCUUCAACACUUUCUUACUUUCCUCAUCCAUCAAACCCUAGCCCUAAUCCUCUCAUUCUUUCUCAAACUCACUCGCAAUUUGAGCCAUGAAUCCAUCAUCGUGAGGCAUAGAAUGAUCGACUUCGUUUUCGGCGCUGUGAAUCGAUUGCAUGGGUUUGGAGAAUGCCGGAGCUUCGUAGUGGACCGCGACGACGUCGUGCUCCGGUAGGUCGUAGAAGCUCCGAACCACCGUCUCCGGCGGGAAAAUACGUCAAGACUCGUGCUGCAGUCGCCAGGGAGGCAGCGGCGGCGGCAGAGAGGCCGAGGACUCGGUUGGCAACGAAGAAAUUGGAACAGGAAAAGCCGGUGAUCGUGAUAUCGGAGCCUGACAGCCACACGAAGAAGGAUAAGGAAGAAAUUGAAGGCGCGAUGGGCGAUGAUAGUGGCGGUUUGAGUGCUAACAAAGGCGUUGCUCAAGAAGAUGAUACCAACGCUGCUCCUUUUCCCGAGAGGGUUCAAGUAGGAGGAUCACCUGUGUACAAAGUGGAGAGAAAGCUGGGUAAAGGUGGGUUUGGACAGGUUUUUGUUGGCCGUCGAGUUACCGGUGGUAAUGACCGUGCUUCUGGUCCUGGCGCCACUGAGGUGGCUCUGAAAUUUGAACAUAGAAACAGUAAAGGCUGUAACUAUGGCCCUCCUUAUGAGUGGCAAGUGUACAACACCCUUGGUGGCAGUCAUGGAAUACCUAAAGUACAUUAUAAAGGGAGACAAGGAGAAUAUUACGUAAUGGUUAUGGACAUGCUUGGUCCAAGCUUGUGGGACGUAUGGAAUUCCUCCAGCCAGGCGAUGUCUGCGGAAAUGGUUGCAUGUAUUGCUGUUGAGUCCCUGUCAAUCCUGGAGAAGAUGCACUCAAGAGGAUAUGUGCAUGGAGAUGUAAAACCAGAGAACUUUUUAUUAGGUCAGCCAGCGACACCACAAGAGAAGAAAUUGUUUCUUGUAGACCUUGGAUUAGCAACAAAGUGGAGAGACAGCUCCAGUGGGCAGCAUGUGGAUUAUGAUCAACGCCCUGAUAUGUUUAGAGGGACUGUUCGAUAUGCCAGUGUUCAUGCACAUUUGGGAAGAACUGCUAGUAGAAGGGAUGAUCUUGAAUCUCUUGCGUAUACACUCAUCUUCCUUCAUAAAGGCCGGUUACCUUGGCAAGGUUAUCAGGGUGAUAACAAAUCCUUUCUUGUUUGCAAAAAGAAGAUGGGAACAUCCCCUGAAAUGCUAUGCUGUUUCUGUCCUCCUCCUUUUAGACAUUUCCUUGAGAUUGUAGUGAACAUGAAAUUCGAUGAAGAACCUAAUUAUUCGAAGCUAAUAUCUUUGUUUGAUGGUAUGCUUGGACCGAAUCCUGCAUUGCGGCCAAUUAAUACUGAAGGUGCUCAAAAGGUUGGGCAAAAGAGGGGUAGAUUGAACAUUGAGGAAGAGGAUGAUUCACAGCCCAAAAAGAAGGUUCGUUUGGGGGUUCCUGCUACACAAUGGAUUUCAGUUUAUAAUGCAAGACUACCAAUGAAGCAAAGGUAUCAUUACAAUGUAGCGGAUACAAGAUUAGCACAGCAUGUGGAGAGAGGGAUUGCAGAUGGCCUUCUUAUUAGUUGUGUGGCUUCUUGUUCCAAUCUGUGGGCACUUAUUAUGGAUGCUGGAACUGGUUUUACAACUCAAGUUUAUAAGUUGUCACCAUUUUUCUUACACAAGGAAUGGAUUAUGGAGCAGUGGGAGAAGAACUAUUACAUAACUUCUAUUGCUGGAGCUAAUAAUGGAAGCUCUCUUGUGGUGAUGUCAAAAGGCACACAGUAUACGCAACAAUCAUACAAAGUAAGUGAUUCAUUCCCCUUCAAAUGGAUAAACAAGAAGUGGAGAGAAGGGUUUCAUGUGACCUCAAUGGCCACUGCUGGAAGUCGCUGGGGUGUUGUUAUGUCUCGAAAUGCUGGAUUCAGUGAUCAGGUUGUUGAACUAGAUUUUCUCUAUCCUAGUGAGGGAAUCCACAGACGUUGGGAUAAUGGGUACAGGAUUACAGCAACUGCUGCUACAUGGGAUCAAUCUGCUCUUAUAUUAAGCAUUCCAAGGCGCAGGCCAGGAGAUGAAACCCAGGAAACUCUGCGUACGUCUCAAUUUCCUAGCACACAUGUUAAGGAAAAAUGGUCAAAAAACCUUUAUCUUGCUUGUUUGUGCUAUGGGCGCACAGUAUGCUGAUUUCCUUUAGAGGUCAAAGUAUUUUGUUGACUGUGAAAUUAUAUAUUUUUCAAUUGCGUUAAUUAUAUAUAACUUGCUCUUUGUUUAAAGCUAGUUGUGUAAGCAGGGAAUUGUAUCUUUGCCAGUAAUAUAGUUGUAUUUCCCCCCUCCCAAUCCAUUACAAGUUCUUUGGUUGGGGGAUGUGGCUGUUGAUGUAUACAGCUUAGCUUUAUAUGUUCCUCCAAUAUGUAUAUGUAGGUUCUAUCAAAAUUUUUGUAUGAUUUUGAAGAUUGUUUCCCUGACGAGUCUAAUAAAAAAAAAAACUUGUAUGGAUAUCUUUCAUUGUGAAUAAAGGGUCUAAUAUUAACU